Molecule: messenger RNA, 780 nt
Organism: Leishmania braziliensis MHOM/BR/75/M2904
Lineage: Eukaryota; Euglenozoa; Kinetoplastea; Trypanosomatida; Trypanosomatidae
Exons: 1
Coding region: 1-780 (259 amino acids)
Source: RefSeq, a predicted model, not a curated record
AUGACAGUAGCUGGCGGAGUGGACAGUGGCGACAGCCACGCGUACGAUGACCACCGCGGCCACCACAGCGCUGUCACCGCCCCGUACGAGAAAAUUAAAGCACCGUCGAUGGCUUCGCAAGACUAUCUCGAGAACUUGCCGGCCUUUGACACGACAAAGCCCAUGCCACAGCCGCGCAGUGCGGUGGAGCGCUUUACACGCGUACUGCAGAUGCAAUUUGGCCAGGACCCUGACAUGCCCGUCUUCGGUGUCAAUAGUGAGCGCAAGUACCACAGCCUCUUUGACUACCUGGCGAGUUCUAUCACACCGUUGCGUCCGCGCACGUACGUGGACUCGUACACACGUCCAAACCCAUGCCCUGAGGAAUACUGGUGGGCGUCGUGGCGGUGGCCUCGGACGAAGUACGUCAACGCCAAGGUACCGCCGCCGGUGGAUGGCAAAUACACCGACUACUACCACUACCUAGCGUUCAAGAACUGGCUGGAGCGGGAGCGUGAUGUAUACGUGGCACAUGCCAACUUGGUGCACGAAAUGACAUCGCGCUGCCUCGUCAAGGAGGGGCAGUACAACGCUGCCAAGAACUGCCGUCACCUGUACCACAAAGAGUUCGCCAUGUCGCGUAUGGAAGAGUUCAAUCAGGCAAUGCUGUAUAUGGCCAUGACGGGUAACGCCGCCAUCCGCGAGACGCCAUACCCGGAGAACUUUGUAGAAGAGAAACGCAAGAUCUACGAUGACUGGCUGUACCGUACUCGCAUGCGCAAGCCUGGUGAUGCAGCCUAG